Messenger RNA from Triticum aestivum (bread wheat), 24747 nucleotides. RefSeq lists its product as uncharacterized. The transcript is spliced from 13 exons. Bases 5616 to 6602 code for a protein of 328 amino acids. The record is from RefSeq and is a predicted model, not a curated record. Lineage: Eukaryota; Viridiplantae; Streptophyta; Magnoliopsida; Poales; Poaceae. Gene Ontology annotation, molecular function: catalytic activity.
AUCGACGAUGGAUGGAACCGUGGAUUUAAUCCGUCAUUUUUCUCUUAUUUGGAAAAAUUCCCACUGACCGACGGAUCGAUCGAUCGGCGCGUUUGUGCAGCACACCACAGUAAAAAAAUCUCCUCGAACUGGUUGAGCCGAACCAUUCCCCCCUUCCCCUCUCCCCCACCCUCUCUCCCGCACCGCACCCGCACCCAGACCUAGCCACCACCAAUGUCAGCGGCGCCGCCGCGCCGGCCGCCGGACGAGGUCCCCCUCCGCCUCCCGCCCGAUGGCCCAGUACGCCUCCUCCGCGCCUCCUCCGCGCCUCCAUGGCCCGCAAGACCUGGAGCCACAAGCGUCUCGCGCCGGGGAUUCCGACGCCGCCUCCACGAGCUCCACCCGGCACCGCCCGCGCUCGGGUUCCUCCACAACCGGGCCGACGAGCGCAGCCCCUGCUUCAUCCCCACCGCCGCCUCGUCCUUCUCCCUCGUCGCCCCGGACCGCCGCUUCCGGCGGGCCCUCGGCUGCCGCCACGGCCGCGCACCUCUUCCUCUCCAACGACGGGUGCGUGCGACCUCCUCGACUGCCUCGCGGGUCCUUUCCGCGAGGCCUUCCUCUUCGCCGUCGAGGGAGACGCUGACAACGACGCGUAUGCUCGUCGGAGACUGGCUGCUGGGGCGAGCUGACCUCGAUGCGCUGCGAUGCGAAAGCGAGUUCUCCAUGGAAUUCACACAACAUUCCUGCGUUCUCGUUGGCAGGUCUCUGCUCUAUUCCAUGUCCAUGGGGACAGUGCGUCGAUCGUGGAGCAUGGCCUGGCAAGCCGCGACCUGACUCUGUUCGGCCAACCAGACAAGUACUACAAGCAGGGAUGCUAUCAAGGAUGGGGAUUUUGUCAACGCCUUUUAAUGCGUCAGCCACAACCUCAAGAUCAGGGCUCCUUGUUAUGGAGAAGGUGCUCUCGAGGGUGCUAGCACACUCAACAAACAUGGAUGUGCCUUGCUACCCAAAGAUUCUCCUGGUGAUGUUCCUAAGAGGGCACCAGAUGAAGAAUCGGCGAAGGGUACAACCAGCAAAGAUGAUGCCGGGAACCUGACGACCUCUGAUAGCAAUGUUGAUGGUGCUUCACCUUCUUCGGAGAAGGCUGGUGAGUUUUUCUAUUCAGCUCAAAGAAGCGCUGUAGCACAAGAGAGGCAAUUGGAAGCAAAUCAGUCUGGUCAGAAUUCACCGGAGAGUCUUUCCUUGGAGCAGGAUUCUCAAUUGGCAGCUGAAAGAUUAGUGAGACUGGUUGAUUCUGAACAUGUACCAUCUGUUCCAUGUGAGAGAAAUAGCAUGUCGAUAUCAUCUUGAAAUAAUCACAGCUGGGGGGAACGAGGUUGGUUGCUGAGGGUGAUGUGCAGAGCGGGAGGAAGGAGGUGUGAGGCUUGGAACUCUCCUUGUGAAGGGCUCAGGGACAGCAGUGAGGAGCAUGGCAGGUGUCCAACUCGACCUCCUCGGCAACUGCAACAACAAGGGUGGCCGUGGCAACAAGGGAGGAGACAACAACUAGCAGAGCAAUGAGAUCGCUAAGUCUCUGAUCCCGCCACUUCCUGCUCGAUUCGCUUGGCUCCUGUGCUGAUUUCUCUUUGUUUUCCCAGGUUUGUUGUGGUUGCAAAAUGGCGCAGAGCAACUGGGAAGCGGACUACGGACAUGAUGUGUGAUGUACACAUCCAUGGCUAUUUGCUCAAGUGGAACAUCCAAACGGCCAACCUGUUCAUGGUGGAGGGGGCGAUGCCUGCUAAGUCCUCCAAUUCAUGCUCAGGUGCAACCUGGAAUCAUUGGGUUUAUGACAUUGGGUGGCAGUAUAAUUCUCAUGCUGACGACAAUUAUUUUUUUUGACGAGGAUUCAGUGGUUGUCUGUGGCAUGUGUUCAACUAGGAACUCGUCAUUAUUGGAGUCUUUUCAUCUGUAUAUACCAAAGCAAGGCGGGAGAAGAAGCAGAUUGAUUGAUGAAGGAAACACAUGAAAAAGAGGAAAAGAACAGCUAAAUGAUUGAUGGGGCAUGUGACUUCUCCCUGUUGGUUCUCAUUUCUGCAAAUUAAACCAAUAAUCGAUAUUGUCAGUUUGAGAGUAUGCUGGUUGUGAGAGUUAAUGAAGAUGGUAACUCAUGCUGUUGAAAGUACACAAGCAGUCACUAUUAAGGUCUACCGAAAAACUUGUAGAUAUGUUUGGGAGCCUUUGUUGUAGCCAACAAAUUGUUCCUCAGAAAUUUAUAUUAGUUCUGGUGAUUAAAUAUAAAGCAAUGCCUCAAAAUCUUCUACGGGACAUAUGUUUUUGACAAAGUCUACAGGACAUAUGACUAAGACAAGACUCAUGCCAUAAGGUUCUCCAAAAUCCUUUGUUCAAGCAGAAAAACCUUUUUACACAACAACCUCAUUUUUCUCCAGUUUGGGGAUGGCAACAGUUCUACUCACGAUGGUGCUGCAUGCUGGAAGUACUCAUUAUCCUGUUGGCUCUACUCUGGGUUCCAUAUUAUGGAGAAGGUGUUCUGGAUGGUCCUAACACGCUCAUAAACAUGGAUGUGCCUUGCUACCCUCCGGGUGGUGUUCCUAAGACGGGAACCAAAUGAAGAAUCGGUGAAGGGUACAACCAAUAAAGAUGAUGCCGGGAACUUGACGACCUCUGGUAGCAAUGUUAUCGGUGCUCCACCUCUGGAGAAAGCAUGUGGAAGAUCAUUUCCUUUGUUCUCUGAAUUGCAUGCACUUUGGUGAACAAAAAGUAUGAUUGGUGUUCCUGGUGAAAACUAGUGAAGCUAGAAGAUGCUAUGAGAAGGAACUUGCCAAGACUAUUUGAAGAACAGCCUGAUCUCCUGCAUGAGGGAGUGUUGGAACUGGAACGAGGCGUAGGGGGUUGUGGUACAUGGACCACAACAUGACGAACCAGGAGGGGGUGCACAUGCUGGCUGCAGUUGUUGAGGAUAAGGAGACUAGAGUCCUAAUCCAUCACUGUAGGAUGGGGCACGUGUCUUUUGAUAAGAUGUAUCAAGUAUUUCCUAAUGUAAUGAGUGGUGUGGAUAGUUGCAAUGUGAUGCGUGUGAGUUUGCUAAACACACCAGAAACUCAUAUGUAAGAGGAUCAGGAGCAUAUCUCUUUUUGUGUUAAUCCACUUUGAUGUAUGGACAUGUCCAGUGUUAUCUGUUAGUGGUAUGAAGUACUUUGUUAUGUUCAUUGAUUGCCAUUCACAGAUGACUUGCGUCUAUCUUAUAAUCCAUAAAUAUGAAGUGUUUCAGUCUUUCGAAGUUUUUUAUGCACUUGUCCAGACCAAUUUAAUGUAAAAAUUCAAGCACUCGGAUCUGACAAUGGCACCGAGUAUGUUAACAAGGCCAUUGAUGCCUUCAUGUUGGACAAGGGCAUCCUGCAUCAAACAUCUUGCCCGGACACACCUCCUCAGAAUGGGGCGGCAGAGAGGAAAAAUCGCCACCUGCUAGAGGUGGCCCGGGCGGUGAUGUUCACUACGAAUGUGCCCAAGUUCCCGUGGGAUGAAGCUGUGAUGAUGGCCACCUUCUUGAUCAACCGCACGCCAUGAAUGUGCCCAAGUUCUUGUGGGAUGAAGCUGUCAUGAUGGCCACUUUCUUGAUCAACCGCACGCCAUCCCGGUAAGAGGUAUUAAAUCAUUGUGUGAGUUGGUUUUCAUAGAAAUUAAAUUCCUAGUUUCCCCCAAGGUGUUCUGUUACACUUGUUCUGUUCGUGGUCAUAGGCCAUCAAUCAACAAGUUGGAUCCUUGGGCAGUCAAGUGUAUCUUUAUUGGGUAUUCUUCAGGACAAAAAAGGUACAAAUGCUGGAGUCCCUGUGAGAGGCGGACAUUUGUGAGCAUGGAUGUGGCGUUCCAUGAAUCGUUCCCUUUUAUGGUGAGAAAACUGAUCCAAGUGUCUUGUUUGAAGACCUUUACCAAUGUCUCCCACCGAAAAUAGGCCAAGUGGGGAGAGUAGUAGCACACAGAUGCAGCAAUCACAAUCACCUUUAGCAACAAGUGGCUCAAUAGUAACUCCUGUGUCUCCUUUGUUACAAGCAUCGACUUCCACCGAUGAUGUGCAAAUUGGCACAAUGACACCAACUCUGAUUGGUAGUGUGCUGAGGUGGACAAUAGAGCGAGUUUUCCCCGUUAGGGUUUUGAGUUCCUCCGGUGGCGAGAACGCCGAGAGUAAACUUUCUCCGUCCACCGCUUCUCUACCCCUCGAGAGCACUCCGGUCCAGGGCUCGUCUCUGGUCGUGGCUGCCCCCGGGAUACGGUGGUGUUGUUCUACCCUCUCAAGGUUAGGGUUUCUCGGGCAAGCUUGAGAUGGCAUCUCAGGAGGAGGCGGGCGGAUCACGCCCAAGGAAGGAACCGAUCGAGGAUCUCCUGAAGCGCCUGGAUCUGCAGGAAGAAGAAGAGGAAAACUUCGUUUGGGAGGAGGAAUUCCAGGAAAAUCAGGUGGAGGCGAAGUGGCUCGUGAUAGCAAAAGUCCAUACCGAUAAAGGGUUUAGUCCAUCUGCCCUGUACUCGCCUAUGAGAUCCGCCUGGAAUCCGGCGAAGGAGCCGCGAUGGCGCAGGGUUGAAGAUAACCUAUUCAUGGUUCAGUUUGGCUGCCUGGGUGACUGGAACACGGCGAUGAACACGGGGCCGUGGCUCUUCCGUGACCAUGGCCUUCUGAUUGCGGAAUAUGAUGGGUUUACGAAUCCAACUUCUGUAGUGCUUAACAAACUAGUGGUAUGGGCAAGAAUCUUGAAGCUGCCUAAUAACUAACUAAUUCCUGCAGCAAUCAAGGGGGGGUGCAGGAAGAUGGGGAAGAUCUUAGAGAUUCAAACUACCCUACUGGCGGGUUUUGCAGGCGAAUUUGUUCGAGUUAGAGUGGAACUUGAUGUCACAAAAAAGCUAAUUCUGUUUGUUGGGAUCACAAAGCAGGAAGUCACAGACUACUACCAAGUUCAAUAUGAGAAGCUACCUAUUUUAUGUGGGCAGUGCGGUCUGAUGGGACAUUGGUACCAAGAGUGUGGUACGGGGGAACAUGAUGUUCCCAAGCUUGAAUGGGGAGAUUUCCUGCUAGCAGAUGGGGGUAGAGGCCGUGGUGCUGGACGAAAUACGGGAAGAGGACGAGGUGAUGCUGGAAGAAACGGAGAAGGUUUUGGUAGGGGCCGUGGCAGGGGUGAUCCCAUCCCUACCUCUGGUGGUAUGAACAUGAACAUGACGACAAGCUGGCGUCAUAAUGCUCUCUAUAAUAAUGGUGGGUCCCAAACCUUGGCUACAGAAGGUAACACUUUUGUGAGGACCGAGACUGAUCAUGUAAUUGCAGGAACGACCAUGGAGUCGGAUUCCAUGAAUCUGCUGGGUAAGUGCUCGGCACCUGAUUCUCUGGCAGAAAAAUUGGGGCCGAGCUCGUCCCUUGCACUGAUCCCGGUGGGAGGGCAGGCCGUACCAAAGGCGUCAGUGGUGACCAAUCUAGUGGAUCGCAUUGAAAGAGAUAAUUCGGGGGAGGAUAAGCAAGAGAAUGCAAACACACCCCAGAAAAGUCUCAAUAGGAAGAAACUGAGAACUGUGGAUGGUGGUGCAGUUGACAAUUCUGAUGGUUCUACAACUCAUGAGAUAUCGGCGUCCUCCAGCGAGGAGGAUGUCCGGAUGCAAUGAAAAUCAUAGCAUGGAACUGCCGGGGCCUUGGGAAUGCCCCGACAGUUCGAGCUUUGCUGGAUGUCCAGCAAAGAUAUCUCCCCGAUGUGAUGUUCUUGUCGGAGAAUCACCUCGAUCGCUAUCCGGCUGAGGGUUUACGUAGAAGAUUGAAGAUGGAUCAAAAGUUUGUUUGCACAAGUGAUGGAAGGAAAGGAGGGUUGAUGCUUCUCUGGAAUAAUAAUGUAAAAGUCCAUAAACUGGCUCUUGAUGCGAUGUUUAUUGAUGUAAGGAUAGAGGAAAGCAACAACGUGUCCUGGCGCCUGACAGGAAUGUAUGGAGAGUUUAAGUGGGCAAAUAAACACCUGACAUGGAGCCGAAUGAGACAGCUAUAUCAGAACAAUAACCUACCCUGGCUUAUGAUUGGUGAUAUCAAUGAGAUUCAGUUUACCCAUGAAAAGGAGGGAGGCAAUCCUCGUCCUACACAAUAUAUGCAAGCUUUCCAGGAAGCCAUUGAGGAUUGUGAGCUUCAUGAUCUAGGAUUCCUUGGUGAUAAGUUUACUUGGCGAAGAGGAAGAAUACGUGAAAGACUAGAUAUAGGUCUUAUAAGUGAUACUUGGGCAGCCCUUUUCCCACAUGCGGCAUUGGAGAAUCUAGAAUACAAUCACUCUGAUCACAGGCUGCUCCUGGUUAACACAGACUACUAUGAUGGGUUGGGGAAUAGUAGUGGCAGUGCGUGUCCAAGGAGAUUUGAAGCGAGAUGGUUUCGUGAAAAAGAUUUCUGUAAUCUGGUCACAGAAGCUUGGGCAGAAGCGGGCGAAACAACUGGCGUGUCAGUUAUAGCUGCAAAGUUAAAGUUGAUGCAUGCUAAAUUCCAUGAUUGGGAUCAGUGUGUGUUAAAGAAGCCAAAGAAAAGAUUACGCCAAGCCCAAAGGGAAUUGGAGGAGGCGAUGCCUGGUCCGAUGGACGAUGAAUCUGACACAAAAAGGAAGGAGCUAGCUGAGUAGUGGAAUACCUACUGGAAAUUGAGGAGAUACAGACAAUGCAGCGCUCAAGGGCAACAUGUCUCACUUAUGGUGACCGAAAUACAAUUUUUUUUCCAAGCUUUUGCUUUUGCUAGGAGGAAAAGAAACUAUGUCAAGAAACUGAAAGACGAUGGAGGGAGCUUUAUCGAGGGUAAUCUUCCCACCAAUUAUUGAUAUUUUUCUUUAUCCACCGAGACACUAGAUUGAGCACUCACUAUGGUUUUGGUCAACUGGGGUUGAAGCAGCUCAACCCAACAUGCAAACAUCAUAGAGGAGGUCCAAGGUAUAAUUUCUUUGAAAGUUAGCUAUUCCUUCUCGAGACCUGGCCACUUCCAUACAAGGAAAUACUUCAGUCGACCAAGAUCUUUAAAUUUGAAGGCCUUACUCACACACCCCUUUAACCUUGUUAUCUCUACGUCAUCGUCAAUGGUGAUAAUGGUCUCAUCAACGUAAAAUGCAAUGGUGGCCACUUUUCUUUUUAGAGUGUAUAAAACAAUGUAUGACCACCAUUGCAUUGUCCAUACCCCAUGUCACAUAUCGCCCGUCUAAACUUGUCAAACCAAUCUCUUCGAGUCCGCUUUCGUCCGUAAAGGGCUUUCUUCAGCUUGCGUACCUUUCCAACAGUCUUAGAAGUCGAGAACCUAGGUGGAAUAUCCAUGUAUACCUCCCCCUGCAAGUCCCUAUGCAGGAAGACAUUCUUCACAUCGAGCUCAUGUAAAGGCCACCUGGAAUUUGCUAUGCAGGAGAUCAAAAUCUUCACGACGCUACUAGAGCAAAGGUCUCAAUGUAGUCAAUGCCAUAUUUCUGCUUGUAGCCCCUCUCCACAAUUCUUGCUUUGUACCUUUCAAUCUUUCAUUUUGCAUUCUGCUUCAUAGUGUUAUACCCUGUUGCAGUUGACUGACUUCUUUCCUGUUGGAAGGGUUGUUAGAGCCUGUUUGAGACUGCUCUACUCCUUAAAAUUCAGCUCCGCUCCAGAAAACAUAAGCCAAACAGGGUAGCUCCACGAUAUGCCGCUCCGCAAAAAAACUAGAAUCUGGGGUACAGCUUCCGGUUUUUUCUCUUCAAGGGGUGCUCCAAAAAACUCUAGAAGCUGGAGUUGGGUGGAAAUUACCCACCACUGCCACCAGUAAGUGGAUACCCCUUCGUUUCUCCCCCCUCAACCAACCAAAUAGAUCCUUAACACCAAAUUUCUUAUUCUUGAAGCUGGAGCUAGAUGGCAGCCAAACAUUCUCUUUGGUAGUACCACAACUUCUAGAUGAACCUGCUCCAAAGUGAAUUUAGUGGAGCGAAACCGAUUUUUGUGAAGCGGAGCAGUCCCAAACAGGCCCUUAGUACCCAUGUCUUGUUCUUAGACAUAGCCUCCAUCUCAUGCACCAUGGCCUCCACCACUUUGAGUCCUCCUUCACCUUCCAGUCAAUUGGUACGUGGACUAAAGAGAAGCAACAGAUGCUUUGUGGGUUGGAGAUAAUGCUUCAUACAACAACAACAAAGCCUUUAGUCCAAAACAAGUUGGGGUAGGCUAGAGGUGAAACCCAUUAGGAUCUCGCGACCAACGCAUGGUUCUAGCACAUGGAUAGCAAGCUUCCACGCACCCAUGUCCAUGGCUAGUUCUUUAGUGAUAUUCCAGUUCUUCAUAUCUCUCUUUACGGACUCCUUCCAUGUCAACUUCGGUCUACCCCGACCAAGCUUCCACGCACCCAUGUCCAUGGCUAGUUCUUUAGUGAUAUUCCAGUUCUUCAUAUCUCUCUUUACGGACUCCUUCCAUGUCAACUUCGGUCUACCCCGACCUCUCUUGACAUUAUCAGCACACUUUAGCCGCCUGCUCUACACUAGAGCUUCUGGAGGCCUGCACUGAAUAUGCCCAAACCAUCUCAGACAAUGUUGGACAAGCUAAUAUCAUUUUCAUUGAACCCAUAUCAUUUCUCUGGUAUCCCUUUUGUUGCCCGACUAGUUCUCCUCUAAACCAUUGCCCGUUCAGCUUGAUCCUUGUUAGAGGAGAUGGAAAUCACAUCAGUACUUCCUUGUUUUGUCAAUGGCUGAUCUAGUUGGUCCCCUUGAAGUGCAACAUGCUCACCUCUCUUGUGAAUACACCUUUAGCUGCUCCUCUUGCUUUGUUGUCCACCUCAGCACAAUACUGAUCUGAGCUAACUUCCAAGAAUACACCUUUUUUUUGAGGGAAGGCCAUCAUGGCUAGCUUUCUUACGAAUUAAAACGGGAUUACAUCAUCCAGGAGUUUGGGUAUUACACAAGCUGGAGGAUCGUUAGCCCAACUCCUAUUAAGCUUAUUACAAUAACAAUAAUUUGCUAGCACAUGCGCUACUUGGUUCGUUUCACGACCACAAUGCAUGAAUUUAACCUUCCCAAUCAUCGAUGCCACUUCCACACACUCGGCGAAGAUGACUGCAGCAACAUCCCACCAUCUGUUUUGGCCUGAGCAUUGUUCAAUCACCGUUGUAGAAUCUGAUUCAGCUUUAACUCUAGGAAAGCCCAAGGAAUUUGCCAAUACAAGUCCAUCCCUCAUUGCUUGAGCUUCAGAGGAUACCACAUCCACAGCAUGCGGUAGAAAGGUGCAUUGAGCUGCCAAAAACUUCCCCUUCUCAUCUCUGAUAACUGCAGCUGUUGCCCCCGCCCUCUCAUUCUCAAAGAAUGCUGCAUCAACGUUCACCUUGACAAACUUCGGUUCUGGUUUCGUCCAUCUCUGUAUCUGGUUGUCUCGGGGAUUAUGAUUUGCUUCCUGGAAAUUGUUGGCAAUUGCCAUUACCGACAUAGACCAUCUGGAGAUUAGUGGAGGUGAGCCAUUAUGUGUGAUCUCAUGACUGAUCCACCAUAGAUACCAUCCCCCCACUGCAGUGACUUGCUUGACAUCUAAACUAGGCUUAAGAGCAAACGAGCGAUCAUCCAUCAACAACAAAUUUUCCAGGACCACCGAUCCUGAUCGCUGCCCCUCCAUAGCUUGUUCAACAAUUUCUAAUAUUCCCAAACUUCUCCAUAAUUCCUUCGCAUGCAUGCAGCCGAAUAGAAGAUGUUUAAUAUCUUCAGGCCCUCCAUGGCAUAUUGGGCACCCGCUUUCACUUCCAACAUGGCGAUUUGCGAGAAUAGAUUUUAGGGGGAUAAUUCCAUGCAAUGCCCGCCAACAGAAGAUAGAAACUUUAUGUGGGAUCUUAAGUUUCCAAAGUUUCCUCCAAAUCUCCGGAGUUUGAGAGCCCGCUGGACGCCCUGUCCUAUUUGCAUGCGCCCUAAAAGAUCGCUCCCAUUGCACUUUGUACGCUGAUCGAACAGUAAAAAUGUCGUUACGUUCAGGAUGCCAUGCAAUGAAAUCAUCAAAGGAAUUAGUGUUGACUGGGAUCUGUAAUAACCUCUGAACAUCCACCGGAUUAAAGAUAGAUCUGAUGAUCUCCUCAUCCCAUGUUCCUGUAUAAGGAUCCAGUAGCUCGCUAACUGAGGUUAGGAUAGAUUGGCCCCGACUUGAGAUUACCUUUCGGUCUGGACUUGCAGGUAUCCAUGGAUCCUGCCAAAUGUUGACACUCUCUCCGGUACCAAUUCGCCAGAUAUAUCCCAACUUGAAAGUCUCCAAUCCCUUCAUCACACUCUGCCAUGUGAAUGAAGCACCGUUUUUAAGUGUUGCAUGAAGUAAAUCAACAUUUGGGUAGUAUUUUGCCUUUAACACUCGAGCACAAAGGGACUUAGGGUUAGUAAUCAGGCGCAACACUGUUUUGAGAGCAUUGCCAAGUUAAACGAGUACAAAUCCCUGAACCCCAUACCACCUUCAAUUUUGGGGUAGCACAUUUUCCACCAUGUAUACCAAUGCAUUCUUUUAUGAUCCUCAUCAUCUCCCCACCAGAACUCCGCAAUCAUAUCUGUGAUUUCCUUGCAGAUCCCUUUCGGAAUACUGAAUACUGACAUUGCAAACACUGGAAUUGCUUGGGCAACAAAUUUGAUAAGUAUUUCCUUACCUCCUGUGGAGAGUUGUUUCUCAAUCCAUCCUUUGUACCUUUCCUUGAUUCUUUCACACAAGUGUCUGAAACAAUCACUCCGGUCUGCUCCCACCAAUGCAGGCAAUCCAAGAUACUUAUCUGAUAAUGCUUCAGUAUCAAUAUUAAGGAUUUGGCAAAUUUCAGUCCUAGAUACAACCGAAGUGUUUGGGCUGAAAAACACACUUGAUUUGUUCACACUCACCAUUUGUCCCGAACUCUGGCAAUAGGUUUCUAUAGCAUGCUGUAAGGAAGCUGCAUUUAAGGUAUCUGCUGUCAUAAGAAUCAAAGAGUCAUCAGCAAAUAAAAGAUGUGAUACUGAUGGUGCAUUUCUGCACACUCUGAUUCCUUCAAUGCCACCAGCUUCUUCAUACUGCAGUAAACUAGAAAGACCUUCCGCACAUAAGAGGAACAAAUAAGGGGAGAUAGGAUCUCCCUGCCUUAAACCCUUGGUAGGAACAAGAACUUCUGUCUCCUGGAAAUUAAGUCUUACUUUGUACUUAACAGAGGUCACACAUGCCAUCAUCAUAUCUAUCCAGUGUUCAUGAAAACCCAAUGCAGCCAUCAUAUCAUGUAAGAAUGACCAUUCAACCCUAUCGUAAGCUUUAUGCAUGUCCAAUUUUAUUGCACAAAGGCCACUACCAGUUCUCUUAUUUUUGAUCUUAUGCACACAUUCAUAAGCAAUCAAAAUGUUAUCGGUAAUCAUCCUUCCAGGUACAAAAGCGCUUUGUGUGGGAGAUAUAAUAUCAGGCAGGAUAUUCUUCAACCGCAGUACUAACAUUUUGGAGAUGAUUUUAUGAAGAACAUUACAGAGACUUAUAGGACGAAAUUGAUUGACUAGCUCGGGUGUUUCAACUUUCGGAAUCAUUACAAUUACCUUUCCAAUCAUCGGGUAUUUUCCUGGAGUUGAUUGCUUGCAACACCUCAUUCGAUAUAUCUUCUCCAAUGACAUGCCAAAACUUCUUGAAGAAUAUAGCAUGGAUACCAUCUGGGCCAGGGGCUUUCAGAUAUACAAGAGUUAGGGACACCUUGUCAGGCAUGGUUAUUGUGGUGCUGAUUGGGCUAGCUGCCUAGAUGACAGGAGAUCAACUUUAGGCCAUUGUGUUCUCAUAGGAGGAAAUCUAGUGUCAUGGAGAAGCAAGAAACAUGUUUCCAAAUCAACCACAGAGGUUGAAUACAAAGCCAUGUCCUAGGGAUUGAGUGAGUUGUUAUGGACAAGGAAUCUAUUAGAAGAGCUAAAAAUAUUUAAGACCAGUUGUAUGAAUGUAUGGUGCAACAACAAGUCGGCAAUUAACAUAGCAAACAACCCAGUUCAACAUGAUAGAACCAAACAUGUGGAGAUUAACAUAUUCUUUAUCAAAUAAAAAUUGCAUGCUAGGAUCAAGAUAAUGUGAGUUCAGGGCAGCAAAUUGUAGAUUUGCUUGGCUAAAGCACUGGGAACUAUAGGAUGCAGUUUAGCGUGUGACAGCAUGGGAAUGAGAGAUAUCUAUCACCCCUCUUGAGGGGGAGUGUUUUAUGAGUGCCCAUCACCUGGCCCAUGAUGCCUAGGCCCACUAUUGCCAAGUGACCUAGGAGGAGGGCGCGAGGAUGUCUGCUCAGACAAGAGUCGCCAGUGCAUCGACACACAGGUUAGCCCAUGAGGCCCAUGUCCACUACCGCCAAGCAACCUAGAAGGAGGGCACGAGGGCGUCUGCUCAGUCAAGAGCUACCAGUGCUAUCGACGCCCUGGUUAGCCUCCAUCUCAAUAGUUCUUAAUAGAAGUUAAUAUGCAACUUAAUUGGUGGAGUUUAGUUAAGAACAUUUAGCAACUUGGGAAACUCGUGGAUUAGAUAACGUGCAGCUAGUAGGCAAUUUAGCGUUAAAUAACCAAAACACAGAGCUAUUAGUUGGGGUGCACCUAUUAUUUGACCCCUAGACAAUGCCUAUGAUAAGGAUUCUGAGUUGAGCGACUAGUCAUACGGUCUUAACAUCACUGUCGACCAGGUGUAUCGACUUGACUCAUAGAGGUAAUCAAUCGACUACUCGACUUCUCCAUGACUAAUCUUGGCUAGUCCAGGAAUUUGAGUCGAGCAACUACUAUUUUGUUGUAAAAGGGCCCAUCCUUAGGUGUUAGGGCUGGGGGAUAAAAGGCCAUGCUCGUGGAACCUUAGCUCCAGAAGAAGCUCUCCAGCCCGACACCCAUCCAACUGCCUCUUCCGUUGCCACCUCUACUGCCCUUGCCGCGUCGCCAACUGUUAUUGCUCUACCCCUAGCUAUCCUCCACGGCUGUAGUAGGUUGUUCCUACUAUUGGUGUUUUUCUCCUUUGCCAGCUCUUCUCCCCUAGCUGAUGUUGCUGUUGCUCUAUGUGCUGCUUCGCUCCUCCUUCAGCUAGUGCUGUGGUGCUUGGUGUUGCUCCUCCCUUCUUCUUCUCAUGGUCGAUGGGAGAGGUACCAACAACACCGCACCCUGAUGACAACGUCUCUGCCUAAAUUGAAGUGGAGGAUUUGGUUGCGCACUAUUGGAGUCUCAUCGUGACCGACUUGGUCGAGCUUUCCCAUCGAUUCAAUCCAUCCACUUAAGAGUGUUCUGGUUGUUGUCGCUGCUGUUUUCUGGGAGGUUAAUACAAAGGUGGUCGCCGCCGAGCCGCAUGGGAACCAGUGCUGGUCAGGAUCGCUUCAGCGUCGGACCUCGCUGAGCACCACGUCCUGUUCAAUAUCCUUGUAGGCUAGGUGCCAUGGCAGCCAUUGUCGCGCUGCAUGGGGGUGGGUGUUAGAUUAAUCAUGUCCUUUGUUAUUCGCUUUGCUUUCUUCUUUGAGUUUGUUGUAAUAAUAAACAGGUGCAUAGGCCACAAAGUGUUGGCCAUGCCCUGAACACUAUGGGCUCCUUGACUUGCUAGGCACAACAGUCAGCAGAACUAUAGAAGGCAGAGUGGAUGAGCAGGGUGCAGCUGGCGGGCGCGCUCCUGAGUGUAAGCUGCUGCGGCAAAGGGUGCAUAUCUCCUCGGCUCUUGCCACUUGAGAAUUAAUCCCGAAAAUACCAAAAUGGCACUCGGUGUAGUGCCGACCAAAACACUCAUCUUUUCUUGGUUCUCUCUUGAUGGUAUUCCUCUGCUUCUUGGUUGCAGUUUUAGUGUGCGCUCAACCCGUUUGAGCUUUUGCCUGAUUUAGGUUCCUGUGAGAUUGAGCGUCUCGUGGAAUCCACGGUCAUAAUGAAGCCGAGGAAGGCUUGUAGACCAUCAUUUGGCAUCGGAGCUCGAGGCAGGAGGAGAAAGCAAUGGUAGAUUCACCAUUGCUGACGGAGAUAGCCAAGGCAACGAAGAAGCGGAUCGAGGUGCAACUUGCAGAAUUGCUGGAAGCGGAGCAGAAGCUUAAGGCCAUCAAGGACAUCGGAGGUGGCUAUGCAGCCCGUCAUUGUGCCUCAGCGACCACGCCUCCAUGUCACAUGGCCGCAGUUCACGCGCACAAACUAUAUGAUUUGGGCCAUGAAGAUGUGUGUGGCCCUGCAAAUCGGCCCAUGUGUGGGAGGUGAUGGAGAGCACAACCGUGGACUAUGACAUGGAUAGGGAAGCUUUGUUCACGAUCUAUUCUGCUAUACUAGAUUCCGUGACAUCGUUCCUCGCUGGCUGCGAUUAUGCUAAAACCGCUUGGGAUGCCAUCAAGAUAUCUCAUUUGGGGCAUGAUCGUGUGCGGGAAGCAAGUCUUCAGUCACCACGCAAGGAAUUUGAGGAGUUGCAGAUUGGAGACACGGAGUUCGUUGAUGACUUCGUGAGCAGGAUUACAAUGCCCCCUUGCAGGGAUCCGUGCACUUGGUGACAUAUUGUCAGAGUUGUUCGUAGUCCAGAAGUUCCUUCAAGCGGCACCGGUGCACUAUAUGUAGACUGUCACUUCGAUUGAGCAAUAUAUGCCGCUUAAACCCUCACUUUGGUGGACCUCGUUGGACGAUACAAGGCGCAUGACGAGUGAGUUUGUCAAACGCUUCGGCAACCCCAUCGAUGGUAUGCACCUUAUGGUAUCUCGUUGUUUCGCUGGUAACAAGAGAUCCGGGGUGAGUUCUCGGAGUGAAGAAAAGGUAGGAGGAGGUGGAAAUGUUAUUGCUAGUAGACAGAGCAUAGAACAAUUAAUGGGGGAAGGGAAGCUUGCCAAGAAAAAAGUGAGAUGUCAUAAUUGUGGCAGAAAAGAUGGCCACUUAGGAUGCUGAUCUGCUGUUGUAUGAUCCUGAAAGAAAAUUGCUGGCAAGAGUGAAAAGAACUCGAAAUAGAUUAUAUAGCCUUGAUCUUAGUCUGACAAGGCCAAUUUGCUUGACGGCAAAUGCAGGGGAUACUUCAUGGACUUGACAUGCUAGGUAUGGACACCCAAAUUUCAAUGCAUUGCGUGAUCUUGCUAGAAAGCAAAUGGUUGUGGGACUAUCAUAGGUAGAUCAUAUAGAACAGAUCUGUGAUGGUUGCAGGGUAGAGCAAUCACUAAGACUUGUGCAUGCUGAUCUAUGUGGGCCUGUAUCACUAAGACUUGUGCACGAUGAUAUAUGUGGGCCUGUAUCACCACCAACGGCGGUAGGAAAUAAAUACUUGUUGGUUGUUGAUGAUUACAACAGAUACAUGUGGAUAAUUUUGUUAAAAAGUAAACAUCAGGCUUUGGCAACUAUACAUAAAGUCAGAAAGAGAGGAGAGCUGAGAAGGAAGUGAGUUGUGAACUGAAAUAUCUUAGAAUAGAUAGAGAUGGAGAGUUUAAUUCAAAGAAUUUUGUUGAAUAUUGUGAUGAGCAUGGAAUUAAGCAUUACCUCACUGCACCUUACUCACCACAACAAAAUGGUGUGGUAGAACGCAAAAUCAGACAAUCGUCUCCAUAGUAAGAAUUCUUUUGAAAAGCAUGUGUGUUCCUAGACCAUUUUGGAUAGAGGUAGUCACCACGGUUGUGUAUAUCUUGAAUAAAGCUCCUCCAAAGUGUGAAGGAUAGGAUACCGUAUGAGGCUUGGUUUAACAGAAAGCCAAAAUUUAUCACUUCCGCACUUUUGGUUGUGUUGCUUAUGUAAAGAUCACAAAGCCAGACCAGUCUAAGCUAGAGGACAGAAGCAUCUGCGUUGUUCCAAUUGGAUACGAACCACUGACAAAAGCCUACCAGUGUUUCAAUCCUACAAGCAAGCAAGUCAUUGUCACAAUGAAUGUGGUGUUUAAUGAAGCAAAACCGUGGGAUUGGAGUGCGGUGUCUAAUCUAGAGAUGCAAAAUAGGGGAAUUGAGUUUUUAGUGUACUAUCCUGCAUUAGAAGCUACUACUGAAAGUGAAGUAGCAGUAAGGAUCGAGCAAAUCACUCGGCACUCAUGCUCAACACCAGAAGUGGGUGUGAAUGGAGCUGCAGAUGAGGCAACUCCUAACACUCACCACAACCUGGUUUGAUGGGGGGGGGGGGAGGGGAUAACUUGAGCUCAGUGAUCUCAACACAGACUUCAAGUGUUGGUCUUUAAGGGUAUCGUAAGAUUCAUGAUUUGCUGGAUAAUAUCCUUGUGACCUUGACCUCAGUGAUGAGAAUGAGUGCAUGCUUGGGGCAGAAGACUCGAUGUCUUUAGAAGAUGCAUAGGAAGAGGCAUGUUGGCGAAGAGCCAUUGAUGAAGAGAUGUCAUUAAUAACUGAGAAUGAUACUUGGUUCCUAAUCGAUCUCCUGGGGGAACACAAGGCUAUGGGUCUCAAAUGAGUGUACAAAGUCAAAAAGAGUCAAAGUGGUGAAAUUUUAAAGCGCAAGGCUCGCCUAGUUGCAAAAGGGUAUGUGCAGAAAAAGGGAGUAGACUUUGAGGAAGUUUUUGUUCCUAUACCUCAUAUUGAAACUAUGUGGCUACUUGUUGUGUUGACAGCUCAAGAGGUUUGGAGUGUUCAUCAUAUGGUCGUUUAAGUCAACUUUUUUGAACAAUGAAUUACGCAAAAAUGUAUAUGUCAAACAACCUCUGGGUUACGAACAAGUAGGCAAAGAAUUCAAGGUUCUGAAAUUGAGAAAAACUCUGUAUUGACUGAAGCUCGAUGCAAGUUUAUAUCUUUGGGUUUUGCAAGGUCUCCUCUAGACCAUGGUGUCUAUACUAGAAACUCUAGUGGAGCUUGAUUAGUUGUGGGAGUAUAUGAUGAUGAUUUAAUCAUUACACACUCAAGUGAUUCCGGGAUUGCAAACUUCAAGAGUAAAAUGAUGGAUUUGUUCAAGAUGCGUGUUCUUGGAUUGUUGUCCUACUAUUUGAUCAUUGAAGUUGCUCAAGGUCCAGAUGGUAUCACACUCUGCCAGACAUGAUAUGCCUUGAAAAUUCAUGAGAAGGCAGGGAUGAGUGCAAUUUAAGUUAGAUUCCAAUGGAACCAAAACUGAGGCUACACAAGUCAAAAGGAUGAAGAGAUGGUGCAUCCUACAAUGUAUAGGAGUCUCGUAGGCAGCCUGAGGUAUUUGUGUAACACCAGGCCAUAUCUUGCUUACUCAGUGGGAAUUGUAAGCAGAUCCAGGCAGGAACCUAUAAUGUCCCAUAUGGUUGCUAUAAGUCGGAUCUUGAAGUACAUAAAAGGAACCACUUCCCUUUGUUGUCAUUACAACAGAAAAAAGAAGAAUCACCAACACUUGUGGGAUACAGUGAUACUGAUCUAGUGGGAGACAUCAAUGACUUUAAGAGUACAAGUGGUAACAUGUUCUUCCUUGGCUCGAAUAUCAUCUCCUGGGUCUCACAAAAGCAAAGAGUAGUUGCUUUUUCAUCUUGUGAAGCAGAAUACAUUUCUGCAUCAUCAACAGCUUUUCAGGGCUUGUGGCUAGCCCGUGCUUGGUGAUUUGGGGUGCAAGGAAGUGGACUGUGUGAACAUGAAGGUUGACAGCCAAUUCGCCAUCUCUUUGAGCAAGAACCCAGUUUUUUACGCCUACAGUAAACACAUUCAAGUCGAUAUCAUUUUAUUCGUGAUUGUGUAGAGUAAGGCAGUGUGGCUGCGGAGAAUGUGAGGACAAGGACCAGCUUGCGUAUAUACUAACGAAGCCAUUGCCGUGUUUGAAGUUCAUCGAGUUGCAAGAGAGAAUUGGUCGUUCAGUACCAAACCUUGGACAAGCUUAGGGGGUGGGGGGGGGUUGUUAGAUUAAUCAUGCCAUCUGUUAUUUAAGCUUUGCUUUCUUCUUUGAGUUUGUUGCAAUAACAAACAUGUGCAUUGGCCAUGAGGUGUAGGCGAUGCCAUGAACACUAUUGUGUCCUUGACUUGCUGGGCAUAGUGGUCCGUAGAAGUACUGGAGGCAGAGUGGGUGAGCAGGGUGCAGCCGAUGGGCGCGCUCCUGAGUGUAUGCAGUAGUGCGUACCAAAACUCUCCUCUUGGUUCUCUCUCGCUGCUAUUCCUCUGCUUCUUGGUAGUAGUUUCAGUGUGCACUCGGCCCGUCUGAGCUUUUGCUUGAUUUAGGUUCCUAUGAGAUUGAGCGUACCAUGGUGUCCACUGUCGUUGUGAGGUUGAGGGAGGCUUGUAACCAUCGGUGGGCACUGUUCAGGAUCGAGUGACAUGAAAACAUGUGAGGUGUGGGAGGUUCGAGAUCAGGGAACCACUAGUGCAGAAAAGCCUACUAGCGGCGUUGGCAGAACGUCAUUAGUGGUACUCGAUCCCCACGUCGCAGUAUGACGCCAUUGGUAUGGGUCACUACUGCCGGCCUCCCACGCCACUAAUGUCACCCAGUUCAGCCCUGUUGCGCGUGGACGCCACUAGUAAGUUGUACACAGUGGCAGUGAUGCGAGCAUGCGCCACUACGGGCGGUCUUAUCAGUGGUGUCUGAUGGGUACCUGCGCCAUUACUAGAUGGUGUUGUUAAUGGUUCUUGUUUUGCCAUGCUAUCGGUCUCCUUGAUAUUAGUAGCGUUUCUUUAUUUGUUUGCGCCGUUGGCCGGAGAGCGUAUCGAUGGCAUUCUCUUAAUUAUCCACGCUAGUAGCCUCUAUUUUGCAUUAAGCCCAAGAAUGACAAGAUAGCAUGCAUAUUUAAAACACAAGUAUGAUCGGAGUAAACAAAAAAAGAACGCACGUUAACAAAAUGCGAAUCGUAUAUAUUUUAAACAACCGAAUCAGGUGUGUGCAUAUGUAUCUUAAAAAACAGUGAUCGAUCAAGUGUUGACAAACGUGAAGACAACAAGAAAUGUAUUUUUGUGCACACCAACUGAACAAAGCAUCUUCAUCGUCGUUUACUAUCUAGCGCUGGCUUCAAUUGUUGCAAUCGAAACACUGGCAUAAUGAUCAGCGUCUGCUAUCGUGGCAAACAGUAAGGAAAUGUCUUCCCGUACUCCCUUUGAGCGCCCCACUCUCUCCGCUGGAGUUUCUACACUGCCAUGGAAUAUCCCUCUAGCGUCGAUGACAUCCUUGUUAGUUAGAUCCCAAGGAUUGCAAGCUUCCGUUGGAUGCGUAGAAACUCUUUUGUGUGUAAAUUAGUUGAGAUGUCCUGUAGGCCUUUACCCACUUUGUCAUGUCAACCUCCACCUUAAAGGUUUUUUGCACCCUUAAGUAUUCCGCCAUAUGAUGGAUGAUGUAGUAGACGUCCAUCACAUUGUUUUCUGGUUGUUACAUGGAACAGAAGGUGGUGUUGAGAUCAAAGCAUCCCACGUCGAAUUUGUUCCUCUUUGACAUUGACCAUGAUGUAUCCUCCUCUGUAUUUAUAAUCAAAUAGAGCAUCAUCUUUAGAUGGGUGUAGUCAUUCUUCUUGUGUCUCAACAAAUCCAGGGCAUAAGCGGUUGCCAACUUAGGGGAUACGAUGAUGAGGACCCAGUUGGUUAUGCACAAACACAAUGCAUGGUUAAUUAACAUUGGUAUGUGCAGGCAUAAUGGAAUCGCACGAAUUCAUAUUGGUGCUAGACUUACAGGAAAAAGUAGAGCACGAGAAGGUGGUCCUACUCCCUAUUGGUAACCAUGAAGUUCAAAAGGUAUUGUUUCCCAGUCGAAUUUUCUUUAGGGUUGCAAAGGUUGCCCUCAUUCAUGAGGUAAGGGCCUUGCUACCGCGGCAACCCAAACAUUUUGGAGUGGCCAGAUUGGCUUGAUAGAGGGCUCAUAGCCAGAUGAAGGAUGGGCUGAGCCGGAAGAAGCUGAACAUUUUUAACAUGUCCUAGCAAUCCAGUUAGACUUUUUCCAUGGGGAAAACAUCCACGAAGUCAAGACCCGGUCGCACCUGCACCAUGAAAAAUGGGCGGUCUUCAUCUCGACGCAAAAUAUUGUCCUUCUAUCGAGCAAGAAUGUCAUGCAGAAUCAUCAUUUCUUCAUCGGGAUGUUGUGAAAAUUCCACGGUAUGACCAGGAAUAUGAUUCGGCCGCAACGGAGGUCUAGUACCCUCUGGUUGGUUCGAUCCUUAGGAUUUAUUAACCUGGACCGCUUGGUUUCUUAAGUGGUUUUUGAAUCUGUUUCUGGUUCGUAGUGCUCUGGAAUUUUUUCUUUCUAGUAGUAUCAUGCUUUCUCUUAGGAUACCCUGCCCACAAUAUCAUCUCCGGCCACAUUGUGAAGUGUGUUCGGAGUCGGCACCAGUAGGGUGGGUUGUUGCUCAUCGAUGCAAUUAUUUGGCGGCGUCUCAAACAAUAGACCCUUCCAGCAAGCAGUUAAAGGAGCAAACAUGGCAUAGUAAUGAUUAAGAAACGAAUCGACAUCCACGACCUCAUGAGCAGCCACUCGGUCCGCCGUCGGAUUCGUAACACCUUCAUUCUGUUUGGUUAGUCCUCGUGUACCGAGGUGGGGUGGGGGUACCGGUGGCGAGGGUGUUUCGUCUGGUGAUGCCAUGCCCAAGUAAUUAGAUCCUUCAGCUACCGAAGGGGCCAAAUUCGGCAAUCAGAGAGUUUCAUCUUCUGUGAUUCCGCCCCUUCAAGUUGUAUAGGAGGCUUCACAUCUUCAUAACCGGGUUCCACCUGAACCACCUCAACCUUACACAUCUUGGCUGGCAACUCCACAUUAUGGAUCACUCUCUGUUUGCGAUUAGGCCUUAUUGCGACUUUCCUCCUCUCACCCCUCCACAUGACGUGGAGAGUGUAUGGCGUGUCUCCCUGUGAAGCAUGUACAAACCACCAAUGUUAGAGAAUCAAACAACGAAUCCAUGCAUGGAAGAUGGUCGAGGUUGGGCAGGCGACGCUUACUAUGAGGGCGUCGAAAUUUGCCGGUGACGAUCGAUGGCCCAUGAAAGGGACAGAGGGGCUGCUAGGAGGUCCUGCGUCAGGACUGCUAUUGGGCACUGCCGAGGGGUGGCGGGAAGGCAACGUGCAGUGUUUCCCCAGGCGGAAUACUAUGCUUGAUUGCGUCAUUUAUAGUACCCAUCAUGCUAUUUACUUGGGCCGUGGCAGCGACCCUGGCUUCGAAUUUCAUUUUAUCUUCAUAAGUAGACUGGCAGGUUUGAUAGGUCACCCCCAAGUUCUCGUGUUCAACACUAUCCACGUCUUUGGCAUUUGUAUGGAAUGUGUAUCCGUUGAUAUCAUAUGAUGGUCACGAUAUUGCAAGGGGGGAAUGUGCAAGGUGAAGAUGGUCUUUGACCUUGAAUCAGUAACUGGCAAUGGAUUUUUCUUAAUGUGAUCCUCGAACCAAGUUGCGAACUUGGCGUUGUGCUCUUCUAUAAUUUGGUCCUCGUUCAGUCGUUCUUUGCUUGCCUUGCGUUCUUGUACCUUCUUAUCGGGCUUUUGUGUGCAUAUGCCCAAUCAUCGACCAUUUGUAUGUGUUGUAACGCUACUGUGUGCUCUCUUGUAGCCGUCCUCUUGUUUAUCAUGAUGCACAUGCAAAUCCGGUUUCAGAAUGGCGCUACCUACUCAUUCGAGCUUGUGAGCGUGCUUAUUAACGGGCAAACCAAUAGAUUUCUCGACAUCAAUGUAAUAUGCAGAAAGAGACACACUCCUCGGUCUUAUAGCCCUGCAUGAUGCUUCCAUCUGGAUGGGCCUUGUUUAGGAACGUAUCCCUUGACGAACCCAUUCAUCCUUUUUAAUGGGAACAUGUUGUGAAAGAAUACCGGUCCCAGUUUGAUGAUCUCAUCAACAAGAUGGACCAACGAUGUACCAUAACAUAAAAAAAUGCGGGCAUGAAGUAGAUCUCAAGCUCACAUAGUAUGAUAAUGAUUUCUUCUUGUGGCCUUGCAAGUCGUUUCAAACUAAUAGAUUUAUAAUAGAUAAUGUCGAAAACAUUGCAAAGGUCAAGAAGUGUAUCGCGGACAUGCAUGUCCAUUACUCUUAAGUGCAUCCGGAAGUAACCUUGUCAUCAUCACAUGACAGUCAUGACACUUCAUUCGAAGACCUGGCGUUUUUUCAUGUCUUAGUUUCUGCAUGGGCUCCCAUAGUACCCGGAACUAACUUUGAUACCUCCGAGGCACUUGAAAUUUGAUCGAGCUCCUUGUCAUCUAGAGUGAAGCAAGCGCGGGGACAACGAUCAUGAUGAGGAGACUAUGUACCCACUACCUAUAAUAGAACUUGUUCUUAUCUAAGAUCUUGGAGUAGAUCUUGUGCUCUAGGAGUCCUGGAUUGAACUCUUGCUGCCAUAUCGGCCUACAUUCGCCUCUAGAGCGAUAUCUAGCGCCGCAUGUUGAAGUUGUUCCUUCAGCACUUGUGUUGUACACAUCGUAGCAGCAAGGUCGAGUUGCUCCUCCACAACCCUUGUGCUGCUUCAGGUGGCAUCAGAGCCUCGUAGACCCAUACUAGUUCUUGUUGUCCUCUUCGACAAGAAGCUACAGCAAGCAAUGGAGCAAUUGGAGAAGAGGAUGGAUGUUGCAGAAAAACAAAUCAAGAGCCGCGUGAAGAUCUUAAUCGGAGAUUUGACCAGCUGGUUGAGAUGAUAAGAAAUUGUGUCCCCCCUGUUACCAAUGAAGGAGAUUCAUCUAAAGAAGAAGAUGUUCAUCAAAGAAUGAGUGGUAAUCUUGGAGCAAGACCGCCACAACAACAUGCUGUUCAACGUGCUUGAAGAAGGCCAAGUUAUGUUGAAGCUUCUAAAGGUGAAGAAUAUGAUGAUGCCCUUGAUGAACCAGAUCUCUACACAUAUCGGAGAGUACCCAACCCUACAUAUGCAAGAGAUACAUACAAGGUGAAAGCUGAGAUCCCAACUUUUAAUGGAAAUGUUGAUAUUGAAGGGUGACUAGAUUGGUUAUAUGAAGUGGAGACUUUCUUUGAGGUCAUGGAGGUUCGAACUGUUCAACAAAUGAGGAUUUCUUUUCUGCUCCUCUUAGGUGGCCUUUGGCAGUCUCUUUUGUACCGUUGAACAAAUCUCUACGACUUCUCCACUCGUCAUCCUCCUUAGGCCACCCCCAUGCUCUAUGAACACGGUACUCUUAGAACUGCCUGUUAUGCGCUUUAGCAGGACAUAAGACGUAUCAUCCCUACACUUAACACAACCGCAGUGUUCGUGGCACACCUAGCCAAAGGCAUGUCCAUAAUCGAGAUACUCAUGCACCGUUAUAAGCAACACAAUUCUCAUACGAAAAUAUUUUCCUUAGCUGGCGUCCUAGGUUUUGACACCUUCAACAACGCAUAAUGUGAGUAGCUCCUCCUUCAGUACCUCGAGAUACAAGUUAAUACCAUUCCUCGGUUGUGUCGGCCCUUGAAAUAUCAUAACCAUCUGUAUAUACUUUCGCUUCAUGUAGAGCCAAGGUGGUAGGUUGUGGAACCAUACAAAGACAGGCAAGGUUUUGUUUGUGCUGCUUUGGUUGCCGAAAGGAUUAAUUCCAUCCGUACUCACACCCAACACGAUGUUCCUUGCUUCUGAUGUGAAUUCCGGGUAUCAAUAGUUGAGUGCUUUCCAUUGGCAAACCAUUUGCAGUGUGCCUCAACACGUCGUCGUCUUUACCCACCAGCUUCCUAUCUUUGUGGCAACGCAAGUGCUCCGCGUCUUUCUUGUUGGCAUAUAGACACUGCAAACAAGGAAUGAUAGGAAAGUACAAUACAACCUUAUGAGGAGUUUGCUUUCCCUGCUUUAAUCGGGGUUCCUCGCACUUUCGACACUGUUCGGUCUUCAUACUCAUUCCAAUAAAUGAUACAGUCAUUGAUGCAGGCGUGGUAUCUUACGUGCAUCAAAUCAAGAGGGUCACGACCUUUGACUCAUCGACGGUAGUAGGUAAUAUGUUACCAUCGGGAAGAACUUCAUGUAGAUACUCCAAUGUGGCAUCCAUGCUUGAGUCCAUGCUUUUGUGUUUUGCCUUGCUGCCUAGAAGCUUGAGCAUGACGUUGAGCUUGGUGUCCUUGGGAUUACAACCAGGAUGCAAUGGAGUUUUCGAGAGGAAGAGAGUGAGGAAAGGAAGAAGAAAGGCUCACAUGCCUACAGUGGGGUGAGCUCAAUAUUGGCCCCCCAUACACAUUAGUAGCAUUGGCAACAGAAACUACGCCACUAUUACGAAAAGCACUUUCGACCCUACAGACGAAUCAACGCCACUAAUAAAACAUGCGCAGAGGCGCACAUGGCAUGUGGGUCCCAAUAUACCUAGUGACGAAGGUCGAAAUAGACGAAAUAGCCCACGCCACUAGUAAGUGAACCACAAGUGGCGUUGGACCAAAGGCAACGCCUCUAGAUUUCGUGGCCCACAUGGCAUAAGCGGAUAAUGUUACGGCAUGACCCUUACAGACCAACACCACUAGAGAAGGAAGUACUACCGACAAAGGAUUUUUUCGGACGUUGCUAGCAACUCUUGGCUUCGCAGGUUGCUGGGUCCCAUUUAAUAGUGUCGUUGGCGUGUCUUCCAAUGACACUAAUGUGAACUCACAAGUAGCGCUGACAAAGUUUCUCACGCUUGUGGUCUUUUGCGAAGAUACUAGUGGCGCAUGGAUUUUGGUCGGCGCCACUAACUUCGUCAACCUAUAGUGUUUUCCUACCAGUGAACCAGAGAAGUAAGGGACUAAAUAAGAUAAGGAAGACCGGACGGGGCGGUGCCAAAUCGGAUGGUGCAUGCAUGUGUACUCGAACAAGACAACCAACACACAGACACACUUUUUAGCGUUUGGGCCUAAUUUCUAAUAGUGGUUGUUAUUGAAUUUUAUACUAAAGAUAGUGGACGACGUUGUGGAAAGCAAUAGGCUUUAUAAUCUGCUUGUUCAUGGGCUAGAUCUUAUUUUUUUCUUGUAUUCAUAUGUCAGCUACUUGCUCUAGAAGUUUACACACUAUACUUAUUUAGUUAUUUGUAUCUUUCUUACCAUUGAUAAUCGAUUUUGAUCUAGGAAGCAUGAGUUUCGUGUCAUGGGUACAUCUAACAUCGGUUUUGAAGGGGGUGCAUGGGGGC